GUUAUGUGUAACUUGAAAGUGCGUCCCCGAGAAUUGCCCAAAUACUGUGCGAGAGCGCGAAGUACGCAGUUAUAGAUACUGCAGGUUUUACAAAUACGAUGCAAUAGAAAAUAUCUGAAGAAACAACUCUUGGUCGUAAAGUAAAAAGCGGUACACUUCGACAGCAAAGCCACCAUGGCCAAACCCAAACAGGUACACCAUGUCUUCGACGGUCGCUACUACGAUGGAAUAAAGCUACAAAGAAUCCUUGAGAAACUCUUUCCAUAUCAAAAGGGCGAGUUUGGACUGCGUAUGAGUAACGAGCAGUGGGUUUUCAAAGCCCCGAGACAAGUCACCCAGAAUGAACUCGAGCGUGCCGAGAUUCCUCAAUCCCAAUGAUGCUGACAGGGAAUGCCUGGGGGGUAUGCUGACUGCAUCGUGGCGUGUACGGCUGGCCUAAUGAGCAAGAUCAGGCUGUGAGGCAGACUGACCAGAGAGUCUGAUGAUUGGGAUAAUGGAAAGCCCAGUUUAAGAUGAGAGAAAUAUAACGUGCAAGAACUUUAACUCCCCUUAGUUCCAGCUUUCUGCUAUUUGUCUUUCG
Molecule: messenger RNA, 580 nt
Organism: Fusarium redolens
Lineage: Eukaryota; Fungi; Ascomycota; Sordariomycetes; Hypocreales; Nectriaceae
Exons: 4
Coding region: 175-378 (67 amino acids)
Source: RefSeq, a predicted model, not a curated record